Coccomyxa subellipsoidea C-169 is the source of this 3426-nucleotide messenger RNA. RefSeq lists its product as hypothetical. The transcript has 18 exons. The record is from RefSeq and is a predicted model, not a curated record. Gene Ontology annotation, cellular component: endoplasmic reticulum. Gene Ontology annotation, molecular function: lipid binding. Bases 1 to 3426 code for a protein of 1141 amino acids. Lineage: Eukaryota; Viridiplantae; Chlorophyta; Trebouxiophyceae; Coccomyxaceae.
AUGGUGAUCACUGUGGUGUACUUGGUUCUGGCAGUGACCACCGCAAAGUUUUCUGCGGCUCCUGCCUCACAAGCGUCUCUCCUGAUUCCCGGUCUUGGCGUCAGUUCGGACAUGGGCGUGACACAGGAAGAAGUACAGCACGUCAUGGACACAAUAGGACAAGAGCUCUCUCAGGGGAGCACACUGGUCCUUGCCAGGGACAGGCCGCUGCCUGAGGAGAUGCUGAUGACAUCUAGCGGCAGGCGGCAGUCCUCCGCUGGCGCUCCAGCCCAUGAGCUGGAGGAUGCACUCAUUGUGAGAGAGGUCGAUCUCACCGGCUGCAGUGUGCACAUUCUCACUGAGGGCUUGAGAGGCAAGUCCCGCUGGCUGCGCAAGAGCCCCCUGGAGAUCAAGCAUCCUGAUCGUGACAUCUUUGAGGGCCAGCGGGAGGUGCUGCUCUUUGCAGCAGGCAGCGCAGCCAAGGAGCAGUGGUUCAUUGCGCUGUCAAGUGCCUGCAAGACUGAUGGCGGCAGCGGCGCUGCCAUCAGCGCCCUAUACUCGUCCUUCUGUGACUAUAGCCGAGCUUCUGCCUCAGUGGAGUACCCUCAGGUGGAUGACGAUAGUUCUGAGGCAAACCCACAGAAUGAUGAACACGGUAACGCCGAGCAGAAGCACCCGAGACGCUGGUUGUCGCGCUGGCUGCACAGAAGGGAGCACGGCAAGCAGAAGUCACCCGCACCUCCCAGACCCCCCUCUGCCAAGAGAACAAGCAAGAAGGACGAGCACCAGGGGUCAAAGGCAUCAGACGGCAAGCCUGCAGUGCUGAAUCCCACGGAGUGCAUGGACCAGCUGUGGAUGGGCAAGGGUGGGAGUCCCUCCCCAGACAAGCGCAAGAGCCAGGUCUUGGAUGGCUCCACAAGCUUGCCCGGCCAGCCUGUCACAGAGAAAGAGGGCCGAAGUGCCAGCGCUCCGCUGCCCGCAAUUGCUGCGCCGGACAGGGAGCUGCAGGACAUGUCCAGAGCUGACAAGCCACAGAAAGGUCCUGCUGCAGCACCGGCGGCAGCCAGGCACCCCACAGUGUCCGAGGAGAGCAGCAGCCACACAGAGGGAGGAGCACAAUUGGCCCAGCAGGAGGAUGAUGGGUACCUGAGUGAUGACAGGAGCUUCCCUGGAAGCCCCUCCACUCCGGCACACGUGCCCUCCAGGGACAUGCGAGGGCAUGCGACCGACAGGUCAGCGGCAAGAAGAGGCAGGGCGAGCCAGCGGAGGGAGGCUGCUGCUUCGCUGCCAUCUGUGCCGAUGGAAGCUGGCGUGAACCUGCUCCUGGCGCGCAUUGGCUUUGACCUGCUGCGCAGCAGCUCUGUGAAAGAGCACUUGCAGGCCCACAUCCAGCGCAAGUUGAACCUCCUGCGCGUGCCUGAGUACAUCAGCAGCCUCGAGGUAGUGGAUGUGGACAUGGGGUGCUCUGUGCCCACCAUCAGCAAUCUCAAGGCGCUCCCAUCGCCAUCCUCGAACCUGUGGCCCCAGUUCCUCUUCGACAUAAACUACCCUGGCGGUCUAGUGGUGAUAGUGGACGCCAAGCUGGAGCUGCGGGACCACUCUUCCUGGGACACGCUGGACCGGGCCAUCAAGCGCGUGGGCGGCGUCGCUGCAGCAGCCGUCGAGGGCAACGGCAAAGGGGUGCCGGCUGCUGCCGCCCACGCGCCCGACGCCCUGUCACCCAGGGACAGCGAUGACGAGGACUCCACAGCUCCUGGCGAUGAGCCAGCACACAGCAGGCGGCAGGGCCGGCUGCAGCGACUGCGCGACAUGGCUGCCAAGGGCAUCCGCAACCUGGCAGAAAUCACCGCAGAGCACAUCUCAAAGAUGCACCUGCGGGUACGCGUGGAGAUACACUCUCUCCAGGGGACGGUGUGCGCCUGGGUGCCGCCGCCGCCGAACGACCGGCUGUGGUUUGGCUUUGUCACGCCCCCAGAACUGAAGGCUGAAGCGUCCCCCAUCCUCAACGACGAUGUGAGGGGCCGCAUGCUGAUGUACUCGUACCAGAUCACCAACGUGCCGCGCUGGGUGGCGGCCAAGCUGCAGAGCGCCAUCACCAAGAACAUGACGCUGCCCUCCUGCGCCGACAUCCCCCUGCCCCACCUGCUGCCCAUCGACCACCCCGCCAUCGCGCAUGCCCUGCCCGCCUUCCUGGCCGCCCUGCGCCAAGAGGAGGGAGUGGAAGCGAUGCCAGAAGAGAGGAGCACUGCCGAGCGCGCGCACAGCCUGGAAGCCCCAAAGCCCGCAAGCACGCUCCCGCCUGCCUCGAAGGAGGAACGCAAGCCCCUGAGGCCGAUGAUUCACUGGCCACGGCGCAGCAGCAGGAAGCCCAAGGUGGCAGCUGAGAAGGCGCCAGAGGAAGCUGCUCCUGCAGCUGCCGCCGCAGCUUCUCCCUCUGCAUUGAAGAAUAGGAGGGCCUCGCGCGAAGAGCAGCCCCCACACGACAUGGAGCUGAGCACAUUUCUGACCUCUGAGGAGAAGGCUGAGCAGGGAGAGGAGCUGCGCACCCUGGCCGUCACCCACAGCCGCACUGAGGCUGCGGGUGGUGCGGAGGCGUCGGAUCCGCUCGGUGCGACAGCCAGCACGUCGCUGAUCGUGCAUGACGGCAGUGGCAGCCUCGCCGUGACCGCUGUUACCGGAGCCGGUGGGGAGGUUGCCGGUAGAGUGGACACAGCUGGCGAAGCCGAGGCCGUUCAGUCCUCAAGGAGCUUCUCCUCCAAGGAGCCGCCUGUGCAAGACCUCUCGCUGCUGCUGCCUCCACUGCCGGCAGUAGCGGUCCGGCCGAGCGCAGCUUCUCUUGGCGGCGGCAGCAGCGGGGCAGGCAGCAGCGCCGGAAGCACAGCUGGCGAGCCGGCCUCUGUGGCUAAACCUGACACAGGAAUCCCAUUGCUGGAGAGUGCAGCCAAGCAGGAAGCGCAGCCUGGGAGCUCUGCAGAGGCGCAGGCUGCAGGGCCCAGUUCGGGCAGAGAAGGAGCUGGCGGGAGUGUAAGGUUGGCGGCAGACCUGGCAGGAUCCGUCAGCGAUGAGUCACUGGACGGCCAGGAGCUGCUGCCAGCGCCUGGCUUGCAUGCAAAGGGAACGCCUGCUGCCGAAGAUGAGGUCCUGGGCUCCUCGCCGGACAGCUCGAGCAGGGGCGGCUGUGGCAGGUCGGCGUCGCUGGGCGGGGGGGGCUGGUCCCCCCAGGCCGACAGGGAGGGGUCCCCCGGUGGCAACCGCGGGGCCGGCCAGUGGCGCGAGCUCGGCGGCUCCGUGAGAAAGAAGUACUACGAUAAAUACUACAAUCAGGCACAGUCACUGGGAAUGCAGGGCAAGAAGACAUUUUCGUCACUGAAGGAGCAAGCCCAGGAGCAGAUGCGCAAGGCGUUGGCCGCUCGAGAAAAGGCAUCAAAGGAAGAGAAGAGGAACUAA